AUGCCUCUGAUUAAAAGUGGAGCGAAAGCUCUUGGAAACAUUGCCCUGAAAAGUGGGACAGACUUUGUGGGCGAUGUCCUGGCAGGUAGAAACGUGAAAUCAGCAGCAAAAGCACAAACCAUACAGGCCACCAACAUUGCAAAAAGAAAAGCUAUCGAUACACUAAGGAGUCAAACGGGGAGCGGAAAACGUGCCAGGCGCUCAAGAAGUGUAAAGCGUUCAAGAAGUGUAAAGCGAACAGCUAAAAAGAGAAAGGUUUCGGUAUCUGCAGUCAGACACAGUCAGAGCAAGAAACGGAAAACAGUUAAAAAGAGAAAGGCAUCAACAUCUGCAGCCAGACGCAAACAGACCAAGAGACGGAAAACAGCUCAAGACAUAUUUGGUUAAGAUCAUGAAUCUCGUACAUUCCAAAUCGCAAGAGUGCACAAAAAGCGAACUCGAUCUAUUCUCUGUGCCCCCAACACAAAUCAGUUUAGAAAAAGGACAUUGGGUAGAUCAUCAACCCGUUUCCAGUGUAGCUGAUGGUGGUGUCAUCACGUUCCUAUCUCCAGGCACUGAAGAUUAUGUGGACCUUGCUAGAACGAUUCUCGUGGCGAGAGCGAAAGUGACAAAAGCCGAUGGUACGGAUCUCGGAGCAGCCGAAAAG
Paramuricea clavata is the source of this 646-nucleotide messenger RNA. NCBI's taxonomy places the organism in Eukaryota, Metazoa, Cnidaria, Anthozoa, Malacalcyonacea, Plexauridae. The record is from the annotation of a GenBank genome assembly.